AUGUACUACAAAUUUGUUUUGAUACCUACUAUAGUUUUCAUACCGUUCUUUAUAUUGGACUCGCGAUGCCACAUCCCAAAGAACAACUCCGAUGUCUUCGUCACGUAUGAAGGGCACGCCGAGGUCAACGAGAAAGCAAUGACAGACGUCAAACUGACACCAAACGUCGGAGACGCUACUAACGCGCCAAACGUGACAGAUGACGUAAUAUUCGUGCCGAACAGUGCUGAGCGGAACGUCGAUAGAUUUAACAUCGAUGAAAUUAUAACGAAAAAAACGAUCGGCGAUUUCUUGGAACGUCAGAAUGUUAAUUUUGAAACCGAAGCACCAAAAGAUGUAUUGUUUAUAAAGGCGAAAAACAAUGAAGACAUUGAAAAAACAACCAAAGCGGAAACCAGAAGACAUGGCACUGAUACGAAAAAACUCAAAAUCAAAUCCUUGAACUGUGCGGAGCUGGACUGCAAUAACACACAAGAUUCGGUGUGCGGCAGCAAAUUCGAGCAUAAGCAGUUGAAAUACAGACUAUUUUUGAAUGAAUGUUAUUUUCGUAAAGUCAAUUGUGGCUUUAAACACGAAAUCAACAGAUAUCAACAGGUCGAUUUGGGGAAAUGCAACAAUACAGCCGCACGAUAUAAUGAAAGACCGUUACCAUUCAAACCAAUUCCUGUGAAAUCGGAUGUGGCCAACUGGAAUAAUACAAGAAGAUUUGGGUCGAGACGGUCAUUAAGCAUGGGCAUAAAUGGGCAAUAUUGCACGCACACUUGUCCGGCAUCAUGCCCGGAUUCCUAUGAUCCUCAAUGCGCUGUAUCCCAGACUGGGCAGAAGAAGGUAUUCGCAAACCACUGCAAAAUGGACUACAAUUCCUGUUUGUACGGUGUUGCCUGGUACAUGCGACCUCUCUCCGAAUGCGUUGGCGGCAAGAAAGCUGACCUACAGCAGAACAGAGCUUUCGUAAACUGGAUGCAGAGAGUUGGCAUUGUUGACAAUAAAGGAAGAUUGGUUUUGAGUUGA
This is a messenger RNA of Bombyx mandarina (wild silkworm), 1011 nucleotides long. RefSeq lists its product as uncharacterized. Lineage: Eukaryota; Metazoa; Arthropoda; Insecta; Lepidoptera; Bombycidae. The record is from RefSeq and is a predicted model, not a curated record.